Molecule: messenger RNA, 2493 nt
Organism: Anopheles maculipalpis
Lineage: Eukaryota; Metazoa; Arthropoda; Insecta; Diptera; Culicidae
Gene: Hrd3
Product: protein sel-1 homolog 1
Exons: 4
Coding region: 1-2493 (830 amino acids)
Biological process (GO): ERAD pathway
Cellular component (GO): endoplasmic reticulum membrane
Molecular function (GO): protein binding
Source: RefSeq, a predicted model, not a curated record
AUGAUGUGGCUAAGGAGCAGGUGUGUCCUCGUUACGGGACUGCUGCUACUUACCGUCGGUUUACCGUGGAGUUUGGAGGCAUCGAACGUGGACAAGAGCAAGGUACACGCACAGUCACGGCAGGAGGAUAGCGAGGACGAAAGUCGGCCACCACCGGGCAGCACCGAACGGGUGCUGGUGGAGAAUGUUGCCACCAGCAAUGAACGUAAAGCGGCCGAAGGAUUGAUCAAGGUGGGCGACGAGGAGAAGACAUCCGCGGACAGUACCGAUCAGGAGCAACAACGGCCCUGGGAAAAGCUGGAUCUCGAUACGAUCAAGCUGGUGCAGUUAACGGAUUUCGCCAAGGAGAAGGACGGUAAGAAAAUCCCGAGCGUACUGUACGACAUCCUGGAGGUGCAGAAGCUGAUGAUACAGAACAUCGUGAACGAGAUAGAGGAGAUCGAACAGCAGCAGCAGUCCAAUUCGGAGUUGGUUCCCCCGAGCGAGGAACUGACCGAAUCGGGCAAAAUAUAUGAACGUGCCCUUAGUGUCCUAAACAAGACGCGGGUGGACCGUCUGCUCGGUCACAAGCUAAUGGUGGAAGCGGCCGGGAAGGGUCAUCCGCUCGCAAGAAGUCACGUUGCCUGGGCCCAACUGCUCGGCAGUCCGGUCGCGCUGGAUAUUGAGUCGGCAAAGCAAACGUUUCUGGAGCUGGCCGAGGAAGGGUUACCGGAUGCCCAGAUGGGACUCGGGUUUAUGCACGCUGCUGGGAUAGGAUUUAACGUAAGCCAGGGUAAGGCACUGCUGUACUACACACUGGCAGCGGCCGGUGAAAAUUCCUGGGCCCAAAUGGCACUCGGCUAUCGGUAUUGGGCGGGUGUUGGGGUACCGAAUAGCUGCGAAACGGCACUCGAGUACUAUCGGAAGGUUGCGACAAAGGUUGCGUCACAGGUGACUUUUUCCGGUGGUGCUGCCGUCCACCGGAUAAGGUUGCUGGACGAGGUAGACAAUUCGGGACCAAGCUCGGGCAUACUGGACAACGAUCUGAUCGACUACUAUCAGCUGCUGGCGGACAAGGGUGACGUUCAGGCGCAGGUAGGAUUAGGUCAGCUGCACUACCAAGGUGGACGUGGCAUCCCGUUGGAUCAUCAGCGAGCAUUGCAGUACUUUAGCCAGGCGGCGAAUGCUGGAAACGCGGUAGCGAUGGCUUUUCUGGGCAAAAUCUAUCUCGAGGGUAGCGAUAACAUUAAGGCGGACAAUGAGACGGCCUUCAAGUACUUUAAAAAGGCGGCUGAUCUUGGUAAUCCGGUUGGGCAGAGCGGGCUCGGCAUCAUGUAUCUGCACGGUAAGGGUGUGCGCAAGGAUACGAUGAAGGCACUGAAGUACUUUGCGAAAGCGGCCGACCAAGGCUGGGUGGAUGGACAGCUGCAGCUAGGAAAUAUGUAUUACAGUGGCAUCGGUGUGCAGCGAGAUUUUAAGCUGGCAAUUAAAUACUUCAGUCUAGCCUCUCAAUCCGGUCACGUGCUAGCGUUCUACAAUCUUGGCCAGAUGCACGCGAUCGGGCUCGGUAUGAUACGAUCCUGUCCGACGGCGGUUGAGCUGUUUAAGAAUGUAGCCGAACGGGGCAAAUGGGCGGAUCGGUUAAUGUCCGGCUAUCAGGAUUAUCGAUCGUACCGGUUUGAGGAAUCGUUCAUGCAGUACGCACUGCUCUCCGAGAUGGGUUACGAGGUGGCCCAAAGCAAUGCUGGCUUUCUGCUCGAUCGUGAAGAGGUUAACCUGUUCAAGGACCGUGGUGAAGAGCUGGUCCGUGCCCUGCAGUAUUGGGGUCGGGCAGCUGCCCAGGGCUAUUCGGCGGCGCAGGUAAAACUCGGCGACUAUCACUACUACGGGAUGGGUACGUUAAUCGAUUACGAGAUGGCUGCAUCGCACUACAGGAUGGCUUCCGAACAGCAGAACAAUGCACAGGCCAUGUUCAAUCUGGGCUACAUGCACGAGCAAGGUUUGGGCAUGAAGAAGGACAUACACCUCGCCAAGCGAUGCUACGACCUGGCCGCCGACUCAAGCGUCGAUGCGAAAGUUCCGGUUACGCUAGCACUCAUCAAACUGCAGCUCCUGUUCAAGCUGGAAUCGUUAAAAGAGACGCCGUUAAAAAUAAUUUUCAAUCUAGAUGAAAACAUUGCCUCCAACUGGGACCUUUAUCUGAUCACGGUGAUAACGAUACUGUGCGGUGCCGGUGUCUACUUCUGGCGACCGGUUCCAACAGUACCGACAUCACCACCAGCCAACCAAAACGAUCGUAUCGGAAAUGAAGCUCCACCGAGUAGCAUUCCGGUUGCCUCUACUAGCACACCUACUACUACUGACACGGGAGCCGCCAGUACCCCAACACCCCCGGAGGAUGAUGUUUCUAACCUCAGUGGAACACGGUUAAACAAUUUAGAAAAUGCCGAAAAUCGGGCAAAUCGCAAUAGUGAACCACAAGUAGAUUCGACGUCAAAUGAAAACGUCGAAUAG